AUGCGCACGUCAUUCGUUCCGGACGAGUACUGGCAAGCAAACGAGGGUGGGGCCAGCUUCUAUGGAACACAUCCUUGGUCGUGGUAUUGGUUUCAGGGUUUACCGGUAGUGCUGGGUGUGCUGUAUGUUGUCCUUCCCAUUGGGCUGAUCCUUCUGCAGCGAAACGGUGUGCGCACGCGACCGCUGUGGCCGCUUGUUGUUGCGUGUGUGUAUGUGCUGGUAUUCAGCCAACUCCCGCACAAGGAGUUUCGGUUCGUCUUUCCCGUCAUCUACCUCGUCUUGCCGCAUGCAGGCCUCAUCCUCAAACAUUGGCGCAAGCAUGCCCGCGUUGUGGUGUGGACUGCGCUGGUCAUUAACAUCCCGGUGAUUGUGUACACGCUGCGUGUGCACCAGGCCGGGCCAGAAGCUGUGAUGCAUUAUCUUCGCCACCAACACACGCUGUACGGUGAAACGACGAUACAGUUCAGCACCUCUUCCACCACACAGCCGCACCAACUCUCUGUUCUCUUCCUCACAGACUGCCAUCCAACUCCCUUCUACAGCUACAUGCAUCGCAACGUGACGAUGGUGUUUGCUGAAUGCCCGCCCCCUUCGCUGGGCCCAAACGAGAGCGAUGCGUUGCACGCUGACCCGCUCGCCUGGCUCAACGCCACCUUCCCGCCGCCAUCAGCAACACCAUCGCCACCGUUUCCCACAGCACCGCAUGUGGGCGCGCAAUCGCCGACGUUGUGGUCGCUGCCACGCUUCAUCGUGGCAUAUGCGGAUGUGCUUGGCGUACAGGCCCGCCCCUGGCUGGAGCAACACGACUACCGGCCCGUCUACUGCGUUGAUCACGCCCACUUUCCGCAGUCUGAUCGCGACGGCCGCAUCAUGUGCGUGUACACACGCGCACAGCAGACAGCACCGGCCAAAGCACGAGCAGGCAAUGCGGAGACGCACGUGUGGGUGGAGUUGUGAUGCGACCUUACUUGCGCACGAGCUGACUCGUGCAAGGGUUGCACGCAAGAUGAGAAGGAAAGCUUGAGGCACGCACGCAUACAUGCAUGCAUGCAUGUAUGUACGGCGGCGGCUACGUUACAUCCCCAGCAGGGUCUUGUUUGCUUGCUUAAUUGGCACACGGAAGAUAGACAAUAAUAUGCACGA
Messenger RNA from Salpingoeca rosetta, 1143 nucleotides. RefSeq lists its product as uncharacterized. Gene Ontology annotation, biological process: GPI anchor biosynthetic process. NCBI's taxonomy places the organism in Eukaryota, Choanoflagellata, Craspedida, Salpingoecidae. The record is from RefSeq and is a predicted model, not a curated record. Gene Ontology annotation, molecular function: alpha-1,2-mannosyltransferase activity. The transcript is spliced from 7 exons. Gene Ontology annotation, cellular component: endoplasmic reticulum membrane. The coding region runs from base 1 to 957 and encodes 318 amino acids.